AUGUCUACCGACGAAGCAUCUCGUUCACUUGGCAGUGAUGCGUGGCUUGAAGCUGGCGAAUAUGAACCCGGAAGUGAAUGGCACACGCGUGCGACCAACUUUGUGAAAGCUGUCAACUGGGAUGCGCUUGCUACUACUGCUUCUCAGCAAAGGGGCGGUAUUUCCUGCGGUUUCGCUGAGAAAUUCUCUGUAGGACAUUUCAAUAUGACUCGGAGACUUGACUUUGUCGACGGUAUUAGUUGGGUAGCGCGGGUUCGAUUCCCGAGCACCGACGCUGCUACUGAUCGUGAAGCCUUAUCCGCCUCCAAAACGAUGGAAAUUGAGAUUGCAAGUAUGAAGUUUUUCAGACUAAAGACAUCGAUUCCAGUCCCCGAAGUCCAUGCGUAUAACCUCUCUGUCCAAAAUGAGGCUGGGGCUCCUUUCAUUCUGAUGGACUACAUUCAUGGCAGUGUUGCGUCAGAAUUACGUGUCCAGCACGGCUCAGCCCGCGGCCUUUUCGGCACCCCUGAGCAAGAUCGCAGGUUCAGGAAGCAAGUUGCUCGUAUUCAAGCUACCGUCGCUUCGUUCCAGUUCCCACAGAUUGGUGGCAUUUACUACAACGAGGACGCAAAUGAUUUCUAUAUUGGACCUGAGCUGCAAACCGGCCGCGGGCCAUGGGCCUCAUCGUCAGAAUACUAUGAUGAUCUCGCCCAUCACUUAUUAAAAUCGAUAUCGAAAGAUCCCCUACGGCAAAGUCCGUCAUUCAUGGUACCGUCGAUUCUCAACUUUUUGUUGCGGAUUUGCGGUGAACAGAAGGAUGGGCCAUUUCGAUUAGCAAAUCGGGAUUUCGGAGCGCACAACAUCCUCGUCAAUGAGGAUUUUGACGUUGUUGGUGUCAUCGACUUCGAUGGUGUCAUGGCUGCGCCGCUUGAAGUUGUUACCCAACUACAGACGUACAAAGACAUGUUGGCCAAAUAUGAAGCAGGUGCCGGCGGUAAUUUCAAGGUUGCAGAUCGCUUGGGAGGCAUACCUGCGAGUGCAUACCAGGGCAUGAGAGCAUAUCAAUCGCACCAGGAUUUUGUGAAUGAUAGAUGGAUGAGAUCAUGCUUGAAAAUGCUGCAGGACUUGACACAGAAACCAGAAAACUCGUGA
Cordyceps militaris CM01 is the source of this 1131-nucleotide messenger RNA. Its product is annotated as Protein kinase-like domain. The coding region runs from base 1 to 1131 and encodes 376 amino acids. The transcript is spliced from 3 exons. Lineage: Eukaryota; Fungi; Ascomycota; Sordariomycetes; Hypocreales; Cordycipitaceae. The record is from RefSeq and is a predicted model, not a curated record.